Messenger RNA from Chlorella variabilis, 705 nucleotides. RefSeq lists its product as hypothetical. The record is from RefSeq and is a predicted model, not a curated record. The transcript is spliced from 9 exons. Bases 1 to 705 code for a protein of 234 amino acids. Lineage: Eukaryota; Viridiplantae; Chlorophyta; Trebouxiophyceae; Chlorellales; Chlorellaceae.
AUGAGGACGAGCUGCACUUAUAACAACGGGGAGCGCGUGAGCGGAGGCAAUUCACCUCAGCAGUACCCUUACCGGAACCGCGUGGAUGAGACCGACGACACAGUGUUCCUCAUGUACACCAGCUUCUUCCAGCCACUGAUGCGUGAGGCGCUGGGCCCGGCCAUGCACCAGAUGCUGGACGAGGAGCGCCAAAUGCAGCUGGUGGGCCUGCACAACGCUGAAGACUACCGAGCAGCCUGCCAACAGUUCAUUCACUUUGUUGCCAGCUUUCUUACGCUGCACGUCAGUGUGCUUCAGGGCAGGGAGCUGCAGCCCACCAUCAGCCAGCGAGGCCUGACCGCAGCAUCGGAUCUGUCGGCAGUCGAAGACACAGCUGCCAACCCAGAGCAGAGGGUGGCCAAGGUGCUCAUGCUGGUGCGCCAGUUGCUGGCUGCCGCCGCCAGCUCAGAGGAGGCCGAGGCAGAGGUGGGCCCGCUGCAACGGGAGCAUGUGCUGCGCCUGCUGCAUGCCCCAGCCUUUACCCGCCAGCUGGCAGGCAUCAAGCAGCUGCGGGACCUUGCGGCUUUCACCUUCUACCAAUCACGCCUGGGCAGCGAGGCAUUUAUGGCAUGGCUGCAGCAGCACGGUAUAGUCCAGCUGGUGCUCAAGUCCAACCUGCACCAAGCGCAGUAUGCGGAUCAGAUGGCUCGACAUUUGAGGCGGUAA